Vitis riparia (riverbank grape) is the source of this 2137-nucleotide messenger RNA. Its product is annotated as monothiol glutaredoxin-S17. Bases 204 to 1682 code for a protein of 492 amino acids. NCBI's taxonomy places the organism in Eukaryota, Viridiplantae, Streptophyta, Magnoliopsida, Vitales, Vitaceae. The transcript is spliced from 3 exons. The record is from RefSeq and is a predicted model, not a curated record.
AAGCGGAUGUGGAGCGUGACGACUUAAAGACGUCGACUCCCUGUGAUUCUAAUUCCUCAGGGACCGCCUACAGCCCCUUUUCCUUCACAAAUUCUUCUCUAUCUCUUUCUCUCUCUCUCUCUCAUUCCCACAGAACCCCUGUUUUCUUUCUAAUCUGUAUUUCGGGUUCUGAAAGUAAGCAUUCAUACAGAGAAAGAGAAACCAUGGGUGGGUCCGUAAAAGAUGUAGAAUCAAAGGAAGAGCUGGAUAACGUGGUUCGCCAAGGUGCUCCCGUUAUCCUCCACUUCUGGGCCUCCUGGUGUGAAGCUUCCAAGCAUAUGGAUCAAGUCUUCUCCCAUCUCUCCACCGACUUCCCUCACGCCGUUUUCUUCAGGGUUGAAGCUGAAGAGCAACCUGUGAUUUCUGAGGCUUAUUCAGUUUCUGCUGUGCCAUAUUUUGUCUUCUUUAAGGAUGGUAAGACUGUUGAUACAAUGGAGGGUGCAGAUCCAUCUAGUUUGGCCAACAAAGUUGCUAAAGUUGCUGGGUCAAUUAACCCUGGGGAAGCUGCAGCCCCUGCCAGCCUUGGGAUGGCUGCUGGGCCCACUGUCCUUGAAACAGUCAAAGAGUUUGCCAAAGAAAAUGGUGCUUCCCAAGUGGAAAGUCAAUUGCCAUCAGGUCUGAGUGAUACACUAAAAAUACGUCUCCAGAAGGUAAUCGAGACACAACCAGUCAUGCUUUUCAUGAAAGGAAGCCCAGAAGAGCCCAAGUGUGGAUUUAGCCGAAAAGUUGUUGAAAUUUUGAGGGAAGAGAAGGUCAAAUUUGGGAGCUUUGAUAUUCUGCUGGACACUGAGGUACGCGAGGGGUUGAAGAAGUUCUCCAACUGGCCAACAUUUCCUCAGCUCUACUGCAAGGGAGAGCUUCUUGGCGGGUGUGAUAUAGCAAUAGCAAUGCAUGAGAGUGGUGAAUUGAAAGAGGUUUUCAGAGAUCAUGGGAUUGAAACUUCUGACUUGAACGAGGCAAAAGAAACUGAACCUGGAAGUGGCAAGGGUGGCAUCUCUGAGUCCACUGGCUUGAGUGUGACCUUAACCUCCAGGCUUGAAAGUUUGAUCAAUUCAAGCCCAGUUAUCCUGUUUAUGAAGGGAAAACCAGAUGAACCUAGGUGUGGUUUCAGCCGAAAGGUGGUUGAAAUUCUUCAACAAGAGAAGGUGGAUUUCGGGAGCUUUGACAUUCUUUCUGAUGAUGAAGUUCGGCAAGGGCUCAAAGUUCACUCAAACUGGUCCAGUUACCCUCAGCUUUACAUAAAGGGUGAACUUAUUGGUGGAUCAGACAUUGUAUUAGAGAUGCAGAAAAGUGGGGAGCUUGCGAGGGUUUUAGCUGAGAAAGGGAUUACUCAGAAAGAGACUCUUGAGGACCGUGUAAGGAAUUUAAUAAAUUCUUCACCGACGAUGCUCUUUAUGAAGGGUACCCCUGAUGCUCCCAAGUGUGGUUUCAGCUCUAAGGUUGUGGAUGCUUUGAGGGCAGAAAAUGUGAGUUUUGGCUCCUUCGAUAUUCUAACUGAUGAGGAGGUAAGACAGGGUUUAAAGGUCUUCUCAAACUGGCCAACAUUUCCACAGCUUUAUUACAAGGGUGAGUUGAUAGGAGGUUGUGAUAUCAUAAUGGAGUUGCGAAACAAUGGAGAGCUCAAAUCUACCCUAUCUGAGUAGAAUGGUGUGAUUUUGUCAAAUAAUGCUGAACAGAUCUCAACUCCAGCAUUAAGCAGUGGGCGUGUUUUAACUUUUAUUAUGAACAUUGGCAACUCUCUUGUGAGUUUCUGGUAAAUGUUAAAUGUCUGCAAACCUUGAAUCUCUUAUGAUACUUUUAGGUCAUAUCAUCAUGAAGGUGGAUGGUUGCUGCCCGGUUCAUAAAUGGGACCCGACCUGGUGCUCCAUGAGAUUCAAAGGGGGGGCAUAUGAGCUGUAUUUUGACAUCACAUGGUUCUUCACUUUCACGGUUGCUUCUUUUUUUUUUUUUUCUUCUUACAUUUACCUUGUUAUUACAUUAUUGUUUUGUUUUUCAUUUUUAUUUUAGUGGGCGACUUGCUGUGAUAAUGUUUCAAGUGUGAACUAUAACAUUGUCUAGACCUUUAAAUAUUGCUAUGAAAAGACAAAACACACACUCA